AUGUUCGUAAACACCACGAAACCUAAAACGGCGGUCCCCAGUUUCGCUUGUUCACCCAUCUGUUCAUCUGCUGCUACACUACUUCCCUACUUCCACGCCGCCCACCGCCCGAUGGUUUGUUCACUAUCACAAGCGUGCACUAGAGGAGCUUUUUGCAUCCACAAAGAAGCCAUUGAUGUACUAGUUGGAAAAUUCACGAAGCCACUCUCCAAAAGAAACAAUGUACAAAUUUCACAAAAGAGAAAUCAUGAUACGCACAUACGUGUUUUGAAAAUGAAUUUCUCAUUAAGGGCUGCUUUUGUUAGUGUCAUGCUUCUUGGUUUUGUUCUCUUGGUUUGUUCACUUGAACAAAGGGCAAGACUUAGGGCAUCUAGUGACAUGAAUGAACUAUUAUCACUAAUAUCCACACAAUCACGUCUAGUAAUCUCUCCCUCUGAAACUGAUGCGUCUACUGGUAGCAUACUAAGUUCUGAUUACUCAUUUGGGCUCUGUUGCAUGCUUUUGUUGCUUGCCGAAGGAAAUUACUCAUCAAUUGAAGAAGCAACUACCAUAGAAAAUCCUGAUGUUCACAGAGCUGCUUGGAAUUCUUUGAAGUCGGUGGAUGGUGUGCUUGUUCCGGGGGGGGGGGGGGGGGGGGUUGGUGAUAGAGGUGUAGAAGGGAAAAUCAUUGCAGCGAAAUAUGCACGUGAGAACAAUAUCACCUACCUUAGCAUUUGUUUAGGAAUGCAAAUUGUUGUCAUAGAGUACGCCAGAUCUGUUCUUGGUCUUGAAAAUGCAAAUAGCACCGAAUUCGAUCCAAAUACUAAAAAUCCUUGUGUCAUAUUUAUCCCCAAGGGUUCAAAAACUCAUAUGGGUGGUACCAUACGCCUUGGAUCGAGGAGGACAUAUUUUCAAGUAAUGUACUCUAAAGCUUCACAGCUUCCAAAGUUGAAUGUUUUGUAUGAGUGUUUUUUAGGUCUUGGUUAUAAAAUUGAUGAAAUAGUUCAAGCAUGGAAUGAGAUGUAUGAGGUUAAAAGAUGGCAAACUGGUGUUCCCUCUUUUCGCCUUGAACCACUCUUUAGGCGGAAUCACUACUGUUGGAAGCUCUUUCUUCUUUUAAGGGAGUCAAACUCCGAUUUUUCUGCUCAACUUGUUGGAUUCAUGGCAACUUUGUUAGUUGGUGCUCCUGAUCAAGCCCAUAAGAUAUUGGAAUUAGCUAAGUUUGAUUUCAACAUUGUUGUCGGACAUUUGGUUGCAUCUGUACCUGAGAUUUAUUCCCCCAAGCAUCCAUACAUAUCUGAUCCCCUUCAUUAUUUAACUGUCUUGUUGAUGUGCAUAGUGUCAAGCAAAGUAUCUUGGGGUGUUGUGAAGGUGGGUAACAAGUUCUUGUAGUUCAACUAUUAUUUGUUGAUAACUUUCAUCUCUUUAACAUUUGAUGUAUUACAUUUGUCUAUUAUUGGAAUGAUUAUUUGUAUGACAUUAACUUUUGUG
Molecule: messenger RNA, 1470 nt
Organism: Lactuca saligna
Lineage: Eukaryota; Viridiplantae; Streptophyta; Magnoliopsida; Asterales; Asteraceae
Source: the annotation of a GenBank genome assembly